GGUACUGGGGGUGGGAGGAGGGUAUCCGUGAAGGAUAUUUGUUUGGGCGAUGGGGGAGAGGGUGGGGGCGAUAUCGUAUUGCUGGGUUUGGUCGUGAAGAUACGCCCACCCGCUGAAGAUAUGGGUCAUGAUCGACCGGUGAAAUUGGAGAAUAGGAAUGGGAAUGGGGAACUUGGGAGACGACCGUGGGUGGUCACGAUGGCGGACGAGACGGGGUCUGUUGAGUUUUGCUUGUACGUGAUUUCCGCCCCUUUGCAUGUUUCUCGGUGUCUUCGCAUUUGGUAUUGGCCCGGCCCGUUCCCUCUUCAUUGUAUCUCUUCUGUUUUUCUGCAGAUGGGAUGACCGCUGGUGUCGCGACUGGAUACCCUCGUCAACCGUCCUUUCGAUCAGCAAUCCAAAACGAACAACCUUUCGCGGCCUAAUACAACUAACACCCUCGGCGACGACCAUUGUGGAUGUGCUUGAGGGGGUGUGUGAUGCGAGCGAGUCGCUGAAAGCCGCGUUGGCGUUCGUCGAGGGGUGUGACGUGCUGGAGGAGGAUGGGGAGGAUGUUGUGUGAAUGACGCUGAGAUGCUGUGAUACUUAUGAAUGGGAGGGGACAGGAUGGGCUCCCUAUUAUUCGGAGUAACCUAUUUGGGAUUGUCGGAACGGCGUAUCCGUCGUGCCCUUCUCGUCCCGCCCGCAAGUUCACUUUGUAUAUACAUUCAUGAAUCCCCGAUGUAACUCUUGUUUGGAUGGGAAUAUGAAGCCGAC
Fimicolochytrium jonesii is the source of this 753-nucleotide messenger RNA. RefSeq lists its product as uncharacterized. NCBI's taxonomy places the organism in Eukaryota, Fungi, Chytridiomycota, Chytridiomycetes, Spizellomycetales, Powellomycetaceae. The transcript has 4 exons. The record is from RefSeq and is a predicted model, not a curated record. Bases 257 to 559 code for a protein of 100 amino acids.